Molecule: messenger RNA, 1578 nt
Organism: Pseudomyrmex gracilis
Lineage: Eukaryota; Metazoa; Arthropoda; Insecta; Hymenoptera; Formicidae
Gene: Ccz1
Product: vacuolar fusion protein CCZ1 homolog
Exons: 10
Coding region: 109-1518 (469 amino acids)
Biological process (GO): vesicle-mediated transport
Cellular component (GO): Mon1-Ccz1 complex; intracellular membrane-bounded organelle
Source: RefSeq, a predicted model, not a curated record
UUGGACAGAGGAAAAACCUGUUCAGUGAUGUUACGAAUUUGCAAGUGUCUCCUACUGAGAGGCUCUCUACAUCAAACCAAACCUUAAUUUAAAGGUUCAAUCAAUAAAAUGACCUCCAAGCCCGAAAUUACUUUGGAACAUUUUUAUAUAUUUAAUGGCACAUAUGCGAAAAAAGAAGGAGAGGAGGAAAAGAAAAUUUUAUAUUACUAUCCAGAAAAAGACUUAGAUGUUCAAAUCAAGAACAUUGGUCUUAGCGAAGCAAUUAUCAAAUUUACAGAAUCUUUUAAUCCUGGUCAACCUUGUGAUUAUUGUCAUACACACAAAACACGUCAAAUAUAUUAUCAACCAGAGCCAAAUUUUUGGAUGGUGAUGAUUGUUGGUAUACCAUAUAUUUAUAAAGAGCAAGAUGGUAAUAAGUAUCAAAAUGAUGAAGUGUCCAGUAGUGUCUGUCAAGCUAUCUUGAAACAGACAUACAUGAUGUUUAGACUAUUUAUGGGCUCUUUUGAAACUAUUAUUAAUGAUCCUGAAUGUGGAUCUGUAAUGUUGUUGAAACUUAAACUUGAACAUUUUUAUUCACGAUAUUUGCUGUCAUUAAAACUAAACAAUAGUGAUAUUUUAGAUGUAUUUCAAGGUUUACAAUUUUUACCUCUCGACAAAAUUACAUUUCUUAGAGUGCAAUGUUUUAUGAAUCUUGUAGAAGCAAUGUUUACACAAGUAAAAUACACAGCAUUUCUUUACAAUGAUCAAGUUGUUUGGAGUGGAUUAGAACCUGAAGAUAUGCAAGUAGUUUACAAUUAUUUAGUAAGUACACUUUUGCCAGCUCAUCUUGAAAAAGAGUUACACGGUGGUUCAAUACCUAGAAGUUCUCCUUCGCCAUUUACAACUUCACAUUAUGGAAAAUUUGUUACAGGACCUGCUAGCGUUAAUGAGCCUAGUUUAAUUGGAAAAUCACCAAAAGUUUUUAUAAAUUAUUCUACUAAACCAGUAUCGUUAUAUUUAGUAGUAUAUCGAGCAUUAAGUGCUACAAUAUGUCUUUUUGUUGACAAAAAAACGAGUUUGUUAAUUGAUUUUUUUAAAAGCUUAGAUAGUUUUCUUGGUCCACAGUUAACUACAUUAGUCAGUUCUGUGGCUGAACAAUGCUCUAAAACUGUAAUAAUUACGCCAGAAUCGUGUACCAAGUUUCUGUAUUUUAAUAAAUUGAAUUUAGCAUAUAAAAGUACGAUACACUUAGAUAACAGACGGUGUUCUAACGUACUUACAACGUGUGAAGUAUUGAGGAUCAUUACUGAUAUAUACAAUGAUAAAAAUAGAUUAAACGAAGCGGGAGAAAUAAUUGUAAAGACAAUGACAGAUUACUGGGUUAUCGGGAAAUUGUCUAAUUUAAGAGAAUUUUUUGUCAUUAUACAACAAAAAAGUGCAAGUAUUAUAGAAAUCGAUGGUAAGUAUAAAACAAUUUAUAAGAUUCAAACCGUCAUCAAGAUGAUGAUGAUGAAUAAUCUUUAUACCGAUUGCAGAUGAAGUAAAGAGGCUUUGUGAGAAACAAUUAAAAAGCAUUUUUUUCCACUGAUGGUACAUAAU